Rotaria sordida is the source of this 1185-nucleotide messenger RNA. The record is from the annotation of a GenBank genome assembly. NCBI's taxonomy places the organism in Eukaryota, Metazoa, Rotifera, Eurotatoria, Philodinida, Philodinidae.
AUGAUGUCGAAUAAUUCGUUCAAUGCUGAUCUUGACAGUAAUCUUAAUUAUAUUUUACUUUUUCGUCUUAUUGUUUGGGGUUAUUUCGGAAUGGUUUUAAGUCUCUUUGGUAUUAUUGGAAAUAUCAUUACCAUGUUGGUACUUAUAUCUCCAUCAAUGCGUACUACAUCGACAAAUAUCUAUUUGACAGCAUUAUCAUGUUCAAAUAUACUUUUUCUUCUAAUGUUUAUACCAUCAUAUUCGAUAAGAUAUUUAUUAGAUUAUCGAUUGUAUAUGACAAAUCAACCUCCAUCUGCAUUUGAAAUAUUAUUAAUACGUCUCCCAACAACUCCUGUAUAUAAUACUAUUCUUCUUUCAAUGAUUUAUAUAACAAUAGCUGUAUCAAUGGAUCGUUUAAUAUUAGUAAAAUUUCCAUUAAAAGCCAAACGAAUGUUAACACAAUGUACGACAUUAAUAACUAUAUUAUUAAUUUAUAUUUUUUGUAUUGUUUAUUGUAUGCUAUAUUGGUUAGAACAACGUUAUAUACCUGAAUUAAAACAAUGUCGUUUAACAAAUAUUGCUAAUAAAAAAAACCGAACUGAUUAUCAUAUAACAUUAAUGCUUAUUACAAUGAUUAUUGCUUUUGUUAUAUGUCAAUUACCAUUAUUAAUACUUAAUGUAUGGUAUGCUAUUGAUCCUCAUGGUGCAUAUUAUAAUCAUUUAUUUCAUAAAUUAAAUUCAAUUGGUAUAUUACUUAUUGUAUGUAAUACAUCAACAAAUUUUUUACUUUAUUGUUUUUUUGGACAAAAAUUUCGACAAACAUUAAUUGAAUUUAUUUUACAAAUUCUACCAAAACAAUAUAAACAAACAAAUAUACAAAAACGAUCAUCAAAAUUAAUUCAACUAGAACGAAAACAAUCAUUAGAAAGCAUUUAUGAACAAAAACAACGAAUAUUAUCAAAAAAUUCUGUAUCAAUAACAAAUUCUUUAAAUCAUAAUAAUAUAAAAUCAAAUGAAUUAAAUCAACAAAUAGUAAAUGAUAAAUCAAAUCAAAAUUCACUUCAAACAUGUUGUGAACAACGUUUUCCACGUAAACGUUGUGCUAAAUGUAAUUCAGCGAUAACGUCAGCUGGUAUUACAUUUACUGGAGCUUCUUAUCAUGCGGCUUGUUUCUUGUGUAUGUAUUCACAAAAUAAUAUUCUUUAA